Molecule: messenger RNA, 1813 nt
Organism: Cucurbita moschata (crookneck pumpkin)
Lineage: Eukaryota; Viridiplantae; Streptophyta; Magnoliopsida; Cucurbitales; Cucurbitaceae
Exons: 5
Coding region: 506-1561 (351 amino acids)
Source: RefSeq, a predicted model, not a curated record
AAUAUCGUUACACUUGCGCUCGCGUUUAUAGAUCAUUUCCACUGCUUCUUUACAAAAGCGCGCUCUCGAUCGCUGUGACUGCUUCAGUCGUACUGUUAUGCGGCGGGGGAACUGAUUGUUUUCCGUUUAGGGAAUUAAGAGGUAUAGUUCCGUUGAUGAAGUGAAACAAGCAUGAAAGUAGCUCUCAUUCGAGUGGGAUUCAGGAAUUGAAGUUCUUGAGGCUGUCGAUUUUCUAGAGGCAUUCCCCAACAUGUAAACAAUUGGUUGGCUGUUGGAUUCAUAGAAAAAGGAAGGUUGCGUGCGACUAUUAUAAAACAAAUGGCGAAAGGAGUGAAUUAGAAGCAAUUUAAAGGAGGAACUGAAAUUGCAUCAUCAAGCAAAGAGGGUGAAAUGAAAGCCAAUCCUCAAGCCUCAAGCAAAUUCAAAAAGGAAGGUAACUUUUUCUCCAUCUUCUUGCUUGUUUGUUAGAUAUGGAAGAAUCGAUAACUUCUUCUUAUGCUGAAAAAUGCACAGCCACAAAUCAGCAAACUUGUUAGAUGCCCAUUUGAUUCAAAACCCAGAAUCCAGAACCCAUCAUUUUGAAUCAAUGGAGGCACCGAGGAAGCUCGUCAGAAGAUCGAUUUACAGUUUCCUUCAGAAUUAUCAGUACUUCACCUCAAUUGUAGCUGUUCUGGCAUUUCCAUAUGCCAUCUCUGUUCUUCUUUCACAAGCUCUUCUUCUUUCUUCUUCUUCUCUUCUUCCAUUUACUUUUGAUCACUUGAGGACUCUAUUUGGUGCGGCUGGAUUCCCCACUUCUUCAAAAUUCUUCUCCAUUCUCAUUCAAAAGCUCUCUCAAACCAUCGUUUCCUCCAUCUAUUCUCUGCCCUUUUCUCUCACUUUCCUUUUGAUCUCAAAAGCCUGUGUAAUUCAAGCUCUCAAUCAGCAGAAACCCAAGUCGGUGCCUUCAUUUUCAUCCAUUAUACCCCUUUUUAAUCCGCUCCUUCUGACCCAUGUCUGCAAUGUAUGCGUUUACGUCUCUGCAAACGCUACCGUGUUUUGUAUGCUAUUUUUCGCCUUCAAUUGCCUCGAGGGAUUUGGGUGUUUUUCUCCCAAUUGCCUCCUGUUGGUGUCAGUUUUUGGGGCUUUUCUGUAUUCAGUAGCAAUUGCCAAAGCCAUCAUAAUAUGCAAUUUGGCAUGGGUUUUGUCCGGCAUGGAGAGGAAUGGGGGAUUCAUGGUGAUUCUUAAGGCUUGUGUUUUGAUUCAGGGGAGAAGCGCCACGGCCCUAUUGGUGGCGCUGCCUUUCAAUCUGGGAAUGGCGGCCACUGAAGCUCUAUUCCAGUACAGAAUAGUACGAGAUUACCAUUCCAGGGGGAGAUUGGGGCCUUCCAUGGUGCUGGAAGGAAUGUUUGUUGCCUAUUUGUACUCGGUUUUUGUUGUCCUGGACGCCAUUGUUAACACCAUGUUCUUCAAAAGUUGCUUGAUGGGUCCGGAAAGCAAGAGCUCUUUUUGCCUUUGGAUGGGUGUUGCUGAGAAGGACAAUGAAGGUCGCCCGCAUUUGAAGGGUUUUGAAGAACUUCCAUGAGAGAAUUGAAACAGACUCUCUUGUUAAUUUUUACUCUAGGGAGUCUGGAACUCACGAAUAUUUGCAAAAAUAUGAUUCGUUUAGCUGCUUAGAAUUACUGGGAAUCAGCUCUUUAGCCUUUUAAGCUCUGCAUUCAAAUUCCUAUUACUUUCAAGUUGUAAAUAACCAAUCUUUCAGGACAUUGGGAGGGGAUAUCCAUAUGGAUUAAGUUCUCUUUUAGUUUUCUUCACAGUAUACUUGGGUUUACUUGCU